CGUGCCAGUAAAUAUGAUUCUUACUAAAUAAAAUUCGAGCUCGCUCGAUCGGCAAAGUGAACAGGUCGAUGCGCGGUUAUACGUCAGGGCAGCUAAAGAAAAUAAGAUGGAGAGAGAGUUUGAAAGUAGGUCUUAGCCGUUCAGUCAGUUGUCGACUACGUGUCCGGACGAUUGGUUAGCAUAAUGAUUGCGUUAUUAUGCAUGCUGAUCGUCUUUGGUUUAACUCAUGGUGAUGAUCUCCCAUCAAGAAUCGAAGUCGAGAAUUCGAUCAAUCGAACAAUUAACGAAGUCGAGAGAUUGAUUCGUCAGAACUCAUCUUUGCCGCAACUCACUAGGCGUGAGAUCGUCGAUAUUCUUUUAAACGUUAUAACAUCCAAAAAUCUAAAGACAUUCGAGAACAAAGAGACAAUCGAGAAAGCAAGAAAGAUUUAUGAAAGAGCGUUAAUGGUAGUUUUACCGUACAAUGCACAAGAUGCAAAAGAAAAUAUAAAUGAUUUAUAUACCAAGCCACCGAUAGUUCAAAUAAUCUCAGACACUUCUUCUAAUUCGAAAGAUUUCAAUGUGUGGAAAAACGAAAAAAUACAAUCUAGCACACCCACGCAGGAAAUACAAGACGAUAAAGAAUCUCUUGAAAAUUUGGUAGUGAUACAUGCCUCGGAGAAAGAAAAUCCACCCGAGAAAACGCAAUAUAAGAAUCACAGAGAAACAUAUUCGGAAGCGCAUACAAAAAUGCCGUUGACGGAAACUUUGAAAUUUGAAUCGGCACCAAUCAAAUUUAGCUUUAACUUGGAUAAUCUGCAAAAGCAACCAGCGAUCACCGAAACCUCUAGCACUAGACGACCAGUGUUUAAGGAAGAAUCUUCAACCAAGAAUGAAGAAGUCUAUAUAGUAUAUAGUACAACUGCAACAACGAUGCGACCAAUGGAGAUGAGUCCUAAGAAAGAAAAUGUUUUGACAACAUCUCGUCCUUUGAAGUACAAUGAAAAUGUUCUAUCUGUUGAUCAAUGGCGUUAUAACGCACCAACAAGUACUAUACAAAGUCUUACGACAUCAACGAAAGCUUUAGAUUCGUCUUUUAAGAUAUCAUUGGAAGACGUGGCACCAACUGUAAUUAGUAAAAUUGAAAACACUCCAGAGAUUUCAAAGAUACCUUUCAAAAAAAUACAAAUGGCUAAGCAAUCAACUUCUAUCUAUGUAACACCAACAUCCUCUUCUUCUUCUUCUUUCGAAGAAUUAAAAUACAAUUCUACUUAUAAUUCAAAAUCUGGAGGAUUUCAUAAAAUCACAACGACAACGACGAUGCGGCCAGAGGUCAUGGACUUGCUUGCUUCAAUUGGACUUCGGCCGGAAAAUUCUACGAAUGUAGAGGAAGUGUUCAAAAAAAAUGAAGAAAGUUUAAAAAACAAAACAGAGAUUCCCAAUAGCAACGGUUUUGUUUAUAAAACAACUUCCGGCCUGACGGCCGUUGAACCCGAUUUACCAUCGAUAAGCGCUCAAAACACUUUUGAAAAUCCUGUUCUAGAGAUUGGAAAAGGAAUGAAUAAUCUAACGCCAGAUAUACAGCUACUCUUUCAGCGAUUUGGUUUGCAGACGUCCAAUCUAAUAACAACUACAACGACUACGCUCAGGCCAACCAUGAAUACAAAUUCUUAUACCAACUUCAAACCUUUGCCGACGUCUAAGAUAAAAAACGAAGAUAUGAAAGAGUUUUUGGCACAGUUCGGUCUUGGAAUCAGUGAUAAUAGGCAGAAAAAAUCUAUGCCGGCAUCAACGGAACGACCAUCGUUGAUUGAAGCUGUUCCAGAUAACAUGAGACAAAUUUUGGAGAACAUAGGCCUCAUCUCUCGCAAGGUAUCGAAAACAAAAAUAGAGGAUACUAAAAAUGUACCAAAAGUGCAGGAUAUAGAACCGAAAAACACAAACAAAUUUCACGUGUUUAAACCUCACGAGGUCCAAGUGAAGGAUGAGAGACAGAGGAUGAAAAUCAACGAGCUAUUGGACAUUGUCAACAAAUUGAUUCAAGAGGGGAAGACAAGUACGGAGAAUGUGCAAAAAGCAGCCAACGACUUACUAGUAAACACAAAAACUCUAAAGGAUGGUCCAGAUCCGUUACAUAUAGAAGAGAUUAUUAGAAUCUAUAAUGAAGAUUUAAAGAAUGAAGUGAAAAGACAAAACUCGGAAGAAACUGUUGAAACAAUCACUGUUAGCAAUGAAGAUCUCACGAAGACCACGACAACAACUACCGAAUCUAUAGAUGUUUCCUCAACGACCUCAACGACGAUGACCACGCCAAUAACGUCGAUAGUUCCAGAUUCCGCGAAAAAUGGCUCAGCUUUUCUGGAUACAUUAGUAUCACCCGUUCCAAUGUCAUCGACACCUACAAAUGCAAAUCUUCUGGCAUUAGAGGAAUCUUUUGGUGGUACCACCCGUGCACCAGAUCCUGUUUUACCAACUAAGCGAAGAAGCGGUCUAUAUUUUCUUGUAGACUGGAAUACGUUUCUCGAAGUUGGUGAUGAGGACAGCGAAAAAGUGAACCUAAGAUUCCAACCGAAAGUUGGCGAUAGGACAAGAUUUUUGCCAGUUACAAUACCGUAGUUUAUAAAGAACAAUUUUAUUACAAAUACUGUUUCCCAUGUAAAUGUUAAUUUAAUCCUCAGAUUCUAAUAUUUGUACUCAUAUUUUAGAAGCUUAAAAUAUUUAAUAUAUGUAUAUAUAUUCUAUUUUUUUGUUAUAUAAUA
Messenger RNA from Formica exsecta, 2738 nucleotides. RefSeq lists its product as uncharacterized. NCBI's taxonomy places the organism in Eukaryota, Metazoa, Arthropoda, Insecta, Hymenoptera, Formicidae. The coding region runs from base 184 to 2595 and encodes 803 amino acids. The record is from RefSeq and is a predicted model, not a curated record. The transcript has 4 exons.